GACGUGGCCACGCCUCUGCCCCUGCAGGUGGCGCCGGCGGCCGUGCCCAUGGACCUGCGCCUAGACCCACAGUUCCCGCUGCCCGUGGCGGAGCCCACUCUGCGUGAGCAACAGCUACAGCAGGAGCUCCUGGCGCUGAAACAGAAGCAACAGAUCCAGCGGCAGAUCCUCAUCGCAGAGUUCCAGCGGCAACAUGAACAGCUGUCCCGACAGCAUGAGGCGCAGCUGCAUGAGCACAUCAAGGAGAUGUUGGCCCUGAAGCACCAGCAGGAGCUGCUGGAACACCAGCGGAAGCUGGAGCGGCACCGCCAGGAGCAGGAGCUGGAGAAGCAGCACCGCGAGCAGAAACUUCAGCAACUCAAGAACAAGGAGAAGGGCAAAGAGAGUGCGGUAGCCAGCACAGAAGUGAAAAUGAAGCUGCAAGAGUUUGUCCUGAACAAGAAAAAGGCUCUGGCCCACCGGAACCUGAACCACUGCAUCUCCAGUGACCCCCGCUACUGGUAUGGGAAGACACAGCACAGCUCGCUGGACCAGAGUUCGCCCCCCCAGAGUGGGGUGUCAACCUCCUACAACCCCCCCGUCCUGGGCAUGUAUGACGCCAAAGACGACUUUCCUCUGAGGAAGACAGCCUCGGAGCCCAACCUGAAGUUACGCUCCAGACUAAAGCAGAAAGUGGCUGAGAGACGGAGCAGCCCCCUGUUACGCCGAAAAGAUGGCCCCGUGGUCACCGCCCUCAAAAAGCGUCCGCUGGACGUCACAGACUCAGCGUGCAGCAGUGCCCCGGGCUCCGGGCCCAGCUCCCCCAACAACAGCUCCAGCAAUGUCAGCUCCGAAAACGGCAUCGCUCCCGCCGUCCCCAGCAUCCCUGCCGAGACCAACCUGGUGCACAGACUGGUGUCCCGUGAGAGCUCGGUGACCCAGCUGCCUCUCUACACAUCGCCUUCCUUGCCUAACAUCACGCUGGGCCUUCCUGCCACCGGCCCCUCCGCUGGGACGGCUGGCCAGCAGGACACCGAGCGCCUAGCUCUCCCUGCCCUACAGCAGCGUAUCUCCCUCUUCCCCGGCACUCACCUGGCCCCAUACCUGAGCACCUCGCCCCUGGAGCGGGACGGCGGGGCGGCUCACAGCUCCGUCCUGCAGCGCCUGGUGCUACUGGAGCAGCCACCAGCACAGGCACCGUUAGUGACAGACUGGCUGACUGGGUGUCUUUCAGGCCUGGGCACGCUGCCCCUCCACGCCCAGUCCCUGGUCAGCGCGGACAGGGUGUCCCCGUCAGUGCACAAGCUGCGGCAGCACCGCCCGUUGGGACGCACGCAAUCGGCGCCUCUGCCCCAGAACGCGCAGGCGCUGCAGCAUCUGGUCAUCCAGCAGCAGCACCAGCAGUUCCUGGAGAAGCACAAACAGCAGUUUCAGCAACAGCAGCUGCACGGGGGCAAGAUCCUCCCCAAGCCGAGUGAGCCGGCCCGGCAGCCCGAGAUCCACCCCGAGGAGACAGAGGAGGAGCUCCGGGAGCACCAGGCCUUGCUGGAGGAGCCCUACCUGGACCGACUGUCCGGCCAGAAGGGGGCACACUCUCUGGGCGGAGUGCAGGUGAAGCAGGAGCCGGCCGAGAGCGAUGAGGAGGAGACGGAGCCCCUGCGGGAGGCCGAGCAGGGUCAGCGCCAGGCCAGCGAGCAGGAGAUGCUGUUCCGACAGCAAGCCCUCCUCCUGGAGCAGCAGCGGAUCCACCAGCUGAGGGACUACCAGGCGUCCAUGGAGGCGGCUGGGAUCCCUGUGUCCUUUGGAGGCCACCGGCCCCUGUCCCGGGCACAGUCGUCCCCGGCGGCCGCCACCUUCCCCAUGUCUGUGCAGGAACCCCCCACCAAACCACGCUUCACGACAGGCCUCGUGUACGACACACUAAUGCUGAAACACCAGUGUGCCUGCGGAAACACCAACAGCCACCCCGAGCACGCCGGCCGCAUCCAGAGCAUAUGGUCCCGUCUGCAGGAGACGGGCCUGCGGGGCAAGUGUGAGUGCAUCCGCGGGCGCAAGGCCACGUUGGAGGAGCUGCAGAUGGUACACUCAGAAGCUCACACACUGCUGUACGGCACCAACCCGCUCAACCGGCAGAAACUGGACAGUAAGAGACUCCUAGGCUCCCUGACCUCGGUGUUUGUGCGGCUCCCAUGCGGAGGUGUUGGGGUGGACAGUGAUACCAUAUGGAACGAGGUGCACUCAUCAGGGGCGGCUCGGCUGGCCGUGGGCUGUGUGGUGGAGCUGGUCUUCAAGGUGGCCACGGGAGAACUGAAGAACGGCUUUGCAGUGGUCCGCCCCCCCGGACACCACGCCGAGGAGAGCACACCCAUGGGUUUCUGCUACUUCAACUCGGUGGCCAUCGCAGCCAAGCUCCUUCAGCAGCGGCUGAGCGUCAGCAAGAUCCUCAUUGUGGACUGGGAUGUGCACCAUGGGAACGGGACACAGCAGGCCUUCUACAGCGACCCCAGCGUACUCUAUGUCUCCCUGCAUCGCUAUGACGACGGCAACUUCUUUCCGGGCAGCGGGGCCCCCGACGAGGUAGGCACGGGGCCCGGCGUGGGCUUCAACGUGAACAUGGCCUUCACUGGUGGUCUCGACCCCCCCAUGGGUGACGCUGAGUACCUGACAGCUUUCAGGACAGUGGUCAUGCCAAUUGCUAAUGAGUUUGCACCAGACGUAGUACUGGUGUCCUCGGGCUUCGAUGCAGUGGAAGGACACCCGACGCCCCUCGGAGGCUACAACCUGUCCGCCAAAUGUUUCGGGUACCUGACCAAGCAGCUGAUGAGCCUGGCUGGCGGCCGCAUCAUACUGGCCCUUGAAGGUGGCCACGACUUAACAGCCAUCUGCGAUGCCUCAGAAGCCUGCGUCUCUGCCCUGCUGGGGAACGAGCUUGACCCCCUCCCAGAGAAGACAAUACAACAGAGGUCCAACGCCAACGCCGUCCGAUCCAUGGAGAAGGUCAUCGAGAUCCACAGCAAAUACUGGCGCUCCCUACAGCGCGCUGCCUCCACUGUGGGUUACUCGCUGGUGGAGGCGCAGAAAUGCGAAAAUGAGGAGGCAGAGACUGUGACCGCCAUGGCCUCACUCUCCGUGGGCGUCAAGCCGGCGGAAAAGAGGCCAGACGAGGAACCCAUGGAAGAGGAGCCGCCUUUGUAG
This is a messenger RNA of Chrysochloris asiatica (Cape golden mole), 3174 nucleotides long. RefSeq names its product histone deacetylase 4 (gene HDAC4). Gene Ontology annotation, cellular component: histone deacetylase complex. The coding region runs from base 49 to 3174 and encodes 1041 amino acids. The record is from RefSeq and is a predicted model, not a curated record. NCBI's taxonomy places the organism in Eukaryota, Metazoa, Chordata, Mammalia, Afrosoricida, Chrysochloridae. Gene Ontology annotation, molecular function: histone deacetylase activity. The transcript is spliced from 25 exons. Gene Ontology annotation, biological process: chromatin organization; negative regulation of transcription by RNA polymerase II.